UUUUUUUUCUUCUUUAAGAUAAUAAUAUAUAGAAAACCUGUCUACUAAAAACCACUACACUAGCGGAUAAGCUUAACAUGCCUAUUUACUUAGUUUACGUGGAUUUAAAAGUAUACUGUCACGAGUGCAUGAGACUUACCGAGCUAUAGUCUAUAUGAAGAGAUAUAACUAAGAAAAUGUCAAAGAGACUAUGUUGUAUCGGAGAAGGAUUGAAGAAAGGAGCAUGGACUAUAGAAGAGGAUAAGAAACUCAUCUCUUAUAUCCACGACCACGGUGAAGGAGGCUGGCGUGACAUUCCAGAAAAAGCUGGGCUGAAACGGUGUGGAAAGAGUUGUAGAUUAAGGUGGACUAACUAUUUGAAACCAGAUAUCAAGAGAGGAGAGUUUAGCUAUGAGGAAGAGCAGAUUAUCAUCAUGCUUCAUGCCUCUCGUGGCAAUAAGUGGUCCACCAUAGCAAGACAUUUGCCAAAAAGAACGGAUAACGAGGUCAAGAACUAUUGGAACACACAUCUCAAGAAACGUUUGAUCGAUAAUGGCAUUGAUCCCGUGACACACAAGCCACUAGAUUCUUCUAACCCUGGUUCGGCCGUGCCCAAAAAGUUUGAUUGCCAAGAUAAAUCCAUUCCGGAUGAGCACUCGGUACAAUGGAGUUCUACCACUCCAGCAUCUCUUCCCCUUUCUUCGACUUUUAACAGUGUUAAACCCAAAAUUAGCAGUGGUGAGACGCAGAUAGAAAGUGGUUUCUUGAGGUGCAAGAAACGUUUUGAACGAUCGAGUUCUACAUCAAGGCUCUUAAACAAAGUUGCAGCUAGAGCUUCUUCCAUCGGAAACAUCUUAUCAACCUCCAUAGAAGGAACCUUGAGUUCUCCUGCGUCGUCUUCAUGUCUCCCAGACUCAUUCUCUCAAUCAUCUGAACACAUGAUCGAUAACAAGGAAGAUCUCAGUACGAGCAUUGAUAUCAACAUCCCCGAGUAUGAUUUUCCACAGUUUCUUGAGCAAUUCAUUAACGAUGACGACGAAGCCGAGAACACUGGUGGGUCCAACCAAGAUCUCCUUAUGUCCGAUGUCCCAUCAACAUUCGUUGAUGAAGACGAUAUAAUUGGAGACAUAACCAGUUGGUCAACUUAUCUUCUUGACCAUCCCAAUUUUAUGUAUAAAUCGGAUCAAGAUUCCGAGGAGAAGAACUUCUUAUGAUUUGUCUAUGGCUUGUCAAUUUCCCAAUGUUGAUAUGCCCAAGAUUAUGAUUAGGGUUUUCUCUUAGAUAUAUAUCAAGUUGUUAAACUGUGCUAGGUAUCAUUCAGUAAGGGCUUCUUUGAAUUGGAUAACCAGAUCAUCCCGUGGAUCGAUUAGUAUUUGAUUUUCGCGAGAGUUUAUAUUUUUGUAACUCUUUUGUAAAAUAAAUUUAAAUAAAAUAAGCUUUAUCUAUAUAGUCUUUUUAUGGAUA
Molecule: messenger RNA, 1443 nt
Organism: Arabidopsis lyrata subsp. lyrata
Lineage: Eukaryota; Viridiplantae; Streptophyta; Magnoliopsida; Brassicales; Brassicaceae
Product: transcription factor MYB76
Exons: 4
Coding region: 177-1193 (338 amino acids)
Source: RefSeq, a predicted model, not a curated record